This is a messenger RNA of Rotaria socialis, 417 nucleotides long. The record is from the annotation of a GenBank genome assembly. NCBI's taxonomy places the organism in Eukaryota, Metazoa, Rotifera, Eurotatoria, Philodinida, Philodinidae.
AUGUGGUCUUCAAUUAUUGUCUUAUUAUUGAUUAUUAAACAGUCAAAAAUCGAAGCACUUUCUUGUUAUCAAUGUUCAAUGAAAUAUUCCAAUGUGGAAUGUAAUUCAUAUAAUUCAACAUCUGCAACUGAAUGUCAACCAACGUUUGAUACAUGUGUGACUAUUGUAGUUAAACCUGAUAUUCUUAAUCAGUUAUUGAUCACAAAAUAUUGUACAAAACGUAAAGCAUGUGAACAUCAAUUAAAUUAUAUUCAUUCGUUAACGCCAUGUCGACCUAACGACGAAGGUCGUAGUUGGGGUUGUGUUACAUGUUGUGGAGAACGAGAUUUAUGUAAUUAUGAUGAUUCGAGUGUAUUAAAACCUAAUUUAACAGUAUUAUUGAUUUUGUUUAUAAUAUUCGUCUUUAAUCGUUAUUAG